GAGACAGAUAGCAGAGAAGAGAACAUUCCACACAGAACAAUCGUGGAUCAAAUUUGUCAAAGAAGCAGCAGCAGUUCUAUCACUAUCAACAGAAAUGGAAGAAGGAGAAAAAGAAGAAGAAGAGAGCGAAUCGGUAAGAGUAAAGGACAUCCUUCUGAAGCGGAAGAUCGGAAAAGGGUCGUUCUCGGCGGUGUGGAAGGCGGAGCACAGAGGCACCGGCGAAGAGGUGGCAGUGAAACAGGUCUUCCUCUCCAAACUCAGCCCUCGCCUUAAGUCAUCGUUCCACUGCGAGCUCAAUUUCUUGUCCUCCGUCAACCACCCCAACAUCGUUCGCCUCCUUGAUUUCUUCCAGUAUGAUGGAUGUGCGUACUUGGUGAUGGAGUUCUGUGCUGGAGGAAACCUUGCUUCUUAUAUCCGAUUCCAUGGGAGAGUUCAACAACAAACUGCCAGAAGAUUCAUGCAGCAGCUUGGUUCUGGUAUGAAAAUAUUACAAAGUCAUGGUAUCAUUCAUAGAGAUUUGAAACCAGAGAACAUUUUGCUAUCAAAACCCAGAGAUGAUGCGAUUCUAAAGAUUGCAGACUUUGGUCUCUCAAGAACUGUACGUCCGGGCGAGUAUGCGGAGACAGUCUGUGGUACGCCAUUAUACAUGGCACCGGAAGUUCUUCAGUUCCAGAAAUACGAUAGCAAGGCAGAUAUGUGGAGUAUUGGGGUUAUUCUUUUCGAGCUUCUAAACGGCUACCCUCCUUUUAAUGGCAGAAAUAAUGUUCAGCUGUUAAAGAAUAUCAGAUCCUCUACCGGCUUGCCAUUUUCUCAGAUGAUUCUUUUAGGAUUGGAUCCUGAUUGUCUUGAUGUUUGUUCAAAACUACUAUGCUCAAAUCCAGUGGAUCGCCUAUCUUUCGAUGAAUUUUAUCAGCAUAGGUUUCUACGUAGAAAAGUGAUGGGAGCUUGAUGGUAACCCACGAUUAACUGUUCAUAAUUUCCACAAGAUCAGCAAUUCAGAACCCAAGAUGGCAACUUCUUUACAAGUCCAACAAGGCAACAAGAACAAUAUCCGACGAUCACAUAUGUAGGCAUAAGAUAUUAACCAAAGUCGUUACUCUAAUGAAGACAUCUUCAUGUGAAGAAUAUAUUAUAAACCAUUAAAUGGUUUAAUAUAUUUAACUAAAUAUGUUUAAUUGAAU
This is a messenger RNA of Arachis stenosperma, 1181 nucleotides long. Its product is annotated as serine/threonine-protein kinase ATG1t. Lineage: Eukaryota; Viridiplantae; Streptophyta; Magnoliopsida; Fabales; Fabaceae. Gene Ontology annotation, biological process: autophagy; autophagosome organization; protein autophosphorylation. The transcript is spliced from 8 exons. Gene Ontology annotation, cellular component: autophagosome; cytoplasm. The coding region runs from base 95 to 949 and encodes 284 amino acids. Gene Ontology annotation, molecular function: ATP binding; protein serine/threonine kinase activity. The record is from RefSeq and is a predicted model, not a curated record.